Arthroderma uncinatum is the source of this 498-nucleotide messenger RNA. RefSeq lists its product as uncharacterized. The transcript has a single exon. Bases 1 to 498 code for a protein of 165 amino acids. NCBI's taxonomy places the organism in Eukaryota, Fungi, Ascomycota, Eurotiomycetes, Onygenales, Arthrodermataceae. The record is from RefSeq and is a predicted model, not a curated record.
AUGCGUGCCAUAUCGUUGGCCAUUGCUUUCUGCACCUUCGUGGCGACCGUCUCUGCGGAUUACACCAUCAUCACAAGCAGCCAAUAUGGACUGAAUGUUACUCUCAACGGCGCUAAGAACGGGAUCGAGCUUGAUCCAGGUAGUCCCUGUCGGUAUUGGGAUGCGUUUCAGGCCGCUAAAGGUGUCAAAGAUUGGUAUUUUUAUCGCAUUAGCAGUUCAGGAGUCACUGGGUAUCUUCGUUACCUAGACUACCGAACUGGAACAAUUGCAAAGGUCGAUAGGAUUCCAACCCUGUUCCAAGUUGAAGCGGAUGGGCAUGGCUCCUAUCUGGUUGCUCUUGAGUCUGAGACGCCAGGUCAGAGACUCGCCUGGACAGUCGAACACAACGACAGCGGCACGACCGGCGGGAACAUGGUUUUGAAGUUACGCCCUUACGAGCGCAGUGAAAGCCAGCGCUUCAAAUUUACUCAACAAUACGUGGAAGAAACGCAUUGUUAG